ACAUUAGGCAGUUUGUUUGUUAUUUGUACAACUUUAUAAAUUUUAUAAAAAUACCUAUAGUAUGGAGGUGCUUGAAGAGGGGAAUUUGAUGGAUAGAGUGCCGAUUUUAUUGCAGCGCGAUCUUGAGUUUUACCAGACUCAUCAACGGGUGCUUCAGGAACCAAUCUGCUCUGGAGUUGUCGGUGGAAAACUAGAUUUUCCUCGUUACGCUUCGUUCGCAGCCAUUAAAUUAAUAAGAUGGUGGGAAGAUGAGUACUUUGCCUCCUACCGAAAGCCAUCUGGACUUUUGCACACGGAAAAGGAAAUGAAUGAGGGAGAUUUCACAAGUGUCACCGUAAAGACCUCUGAUCCAGAUAAGUUUGUGCAGCUGGUGACCAAGUCUGCUGACUUACUUCUGGAGCACAUUCAUCGUCUUUCGCAGGAGUCCCUGGAUCACGCCGAUUUGUCUGUCCUCACUGCCACUAUUGGAGCUGCCUCGCUGGUCAAGAACUCCUUGAGUGUUUACAUGCAAGCAGCCACCACUACCAUAUGUCCCCCCAAGGGCGAUGAAAAGGGAGGAGCUCUUAAGCUCAGUUUCAAGCAAUAUUCCCAGAUGUCAGAGGCCUUGGCCGAAAGACUCCUGGAUCUCCACUGCCGUUUGCUUUUACUUUAUAUUAUGCAAGAUGCCGAUUGUCUGCAUUGGGAGGAUACUCAACCCUUUUUCGAGUCGGAAAGGGGCUCCUACACCGUUCAGAUGUGGUGGCACUACAUGAGGGGCUCCAAAACCGAUCUGUGGAAUUCGGUGCCUCCGAAAAUGGCUCAAAAGAUAUUCGCUGGAAUGCUAAACGAAACGUUGAGUGUUCUGACUGUGCGGUAUACCCAGAUUGUGACCAGUGUGGCUAGAUCCACGCUCCAUCUGGUGGAUAUCUGCAACAUGUUGCUCUGCAUCGCUGAGCUACUGCCCCAUAUUUGUGAGAGUGGUGAGGCGUAUGUGGGGUUGCAGCUGAGUAACCAGAGUGUCAUCAUUAGGGAUAUUCAUGCUAAAUGCAGGGAGCUCUUCUACUGCCUCCUCUUAAGGGGUUCUCCAUUAGGCGUGCUUUCUAAGGUCUUCCGUAAAGGAUUGGAUAACAUGGAAAUGUUUAGCUCUCGCCAUGGCUUGCCCAGUGCUUGGAUUAUUUUCGCUCUUCCCAGAUAUUUUCCCAAGGAGCAGUCCUGUCAAUGGGUCACUGAGUUCUCGGAUCUUUCCACCAACACUGCGAUUUCCCUGGAUUUGAGGGUCUUACUUGCCUUUCCGGAGGCUGAUUGGUCGUAUUUGUUGAAGAUUCUAUUGAUGAGAGAUGCCUAUCUCACUGGAAUUAUAAUGCGCCACCUGAUGCAGUAUUUACCAUCUUCGGAAAACUUUAAAAACGUGGCCAAAAUAUCUUUCACUAGCGCUCAAGGCGCUCCUCAAAAGUGUGAGGCUUUUUUGUGCCGGGGAGAGUGCUUCAAUGUAACAGAUUCUAUAGCAGGGGAUAUAGAUCCUGUAGGUCAAUCCAACUACCAGAUUGUCCUCUCACUCACCUACUUAGUGGUAGCUGUUGGCAAGGCGGUAGAUAUUAAAUCCUGCUUGAUUAAAACCCUGGAGGAGCAUGCCAUCGCGGGUUGGAGUGAUUGCCUCGACAAGCGACAGGUGUGGAACCAGAAGCGAACCCCCUGGUUGGAAGCCAUCAUGCACUUUGUUUACCCUGUUCUGGAUUGCGUGGUGGAUAUGUUAGUCAAUGCCGUGGAAAACGGAGCCAGUAUGUACCAGGCGAUGUCUUUAGCUCUAACCUGCGUCUCUGAGAUUUGGGACUGCCUUCCCGAGGGGCUGUACAAAAUAGCCUCCUUGCUACAGGACAUCAUACCAGUUUCCACUAGGCCUUUGGGGGAUUCAGUGCUCUUGCAGGUGGUUUUUGCAGCACUCUAUACAGAACUAAUAAAAACAGCCGAGAUGUAUGAGCAGGCUAAAAACGAGGACAAGGCCGCCAUAUGUUACUCCAUUUCGGAGGCAAUCUGCUCAAUCGACGAGGACGACAAGCACACGGACCAGAUCGAGUUGUUCCUUAAGCAGGCCAAAGAAAGUAUCAAUUUGGAUACGGACUUUGGUCAGACUGCAGGGAGUAACAACCGAGGGGCCGGAGGAAUGAGUGCAGUGAGUACGAUUAAAAUGGAUGACUUAGCCUUGACGAAUGCAGAAUCAGAUCGCUUGAGCCACAGUCCACCAAAUAAUUAUGCCAUGGAGCUGGAUGUGGGGAUAGCAGAUUAUAUAGCCGAAGUCCUGGUCAGCGAUGUCUUGACCACCAAUAUAGGAAAACAAGCCUUGAAGGUGGUGUAUAACUACUUAAAGUUCAACAAGGACUGGUUACUCGAGCAGUUGGGUACGGGUGAUAAUGAUCCGAGUCCUUUUCAAGGCAUUCAGGGUCAGAACAUCAAGGAGGCCAAGACCUCGGUGCUAAGGUCCAUGUUCUUCAUUGGAAACACCCCCUUCGACCAGCUGCUUACUGGCUCUUUGAAAAUCGACUAUGUCAGUUGGCUGCAGAUGCCGUUGUCCUUGAAUCCGGAAAGAACCUGGCUGCAUUUAACCAGACGCUGCGACUUCCAAGAGGAUGCCAAGCUGGCGCUGCCCGAGGUGGCCAUGGUGGCCGGGAUUACCAAGAUAAUGAAGCGGCGCAAGGAGUUUCCCAAGUGA
Drosophila eugracilis is the source of this 2686-nucleotide messenger RNA. RefSeq lists its product as uncharacterized. The transcript has 7 exons. The coding region runs from base 62 to 2686 and encodes 874 amino acids. Lineage: Eukaryota; Metazoa; Arthropoda; Insecta; Diptera; Drosophilidae. The record is from RefSeq and is a predicted model, not a curated record.